Molecule: messenger RNA, 1503 nt
Organism: Rotaria sp. Silwood2
Lineage: Eukaryota; Metazoa; Rotifera; Eurotatoria; Philodinida; Philodinidae
Source: the annotation of a GenBank genome assembly
AUGAAACUAAAAGAAUAUUUAAACUUUCUUGUCUCAAGACGAAAAAGUAAUGCAUCAUCAAAAUCUCAUAAACCAAAAUCUCAUCAUCAAUCAAUUUCAUCAACAGAUUGUCAUUAUGAAAUAUGUGGAUAUGACGAUGUUAAUAGAGUUCCUAUGGAUAAUCAUCAUAGUCGUACUGAAAUGCUUCUUACACGUCAUGCUCAAUUAGUCAAUACAAUUAUUGGAAUACGUUCACAAGAAAAUUUAUGUUCAUCAUGUCCACAUUGUCGAAUAUUACAUCAAUCACAAGAAAAAAAUUUAUCUUUAAAUCAUAAUUAUUCAAGUACAUUAGCAACAUCUAAUCCACGUCGUGAAUACCAACAAAAUCAAACAAUUAUUUCAUCAAGUAAUAAUUCUCUAUGGACAAAAACACGACAACGUUCAAAAAUUCGUACAAAUCCUUGGAUUAACACUAUUCGAACAUCACAACCGGAAUAUUUUAUUCAUGAUCCUAAAUUAUCUUCAACACUUAUACAUUCAGAAUCAUUUCCACAAACAAUAUCUAAUGGAAAUAUUCAUUCAAUAAAUCCAUCGAAUAUAGUUCUUCAUCAAAGUGAUAGUGGACAUGGAUUUUCAUUAUCAAGUUCAAGAGUUAUUGAUUCAUCAUCACCUGAUAAUACAAGUAUUGAUGGACCUUUAUUAGAUGAAAAACAACAUGGUUCAUAUACAAAUCAUGUAGAACAGUAUUUUCCUUCAAAAGCGACAAUUCCUUCUGAUAAGAAACGAAAAAUAAGACCUAUUCAAUCUCGUUAUCAACGUUCAUUAAAUACACGAAUAUCUAGUAGUCCCAAGAAAUCUAUUAAUCGUAACUAUCAUUCACGUAGUUCAUCACCACGUUUAUCUAAUGAUCAUUUUUCUAUUGAAUUUGAAGAAAUAGUUGAAAAUGAACAUUCACAUAAACAAAAAUCAUCAAUACGAAAAAGUCCAUUUAUAUUACCAUUAGAUGAAACUGAUGUUAAAUUAUCAUCUCCAUUACCAACAUUAUAUUCAACAGCAACAUUAAAAAAAACUAAUUCACGUGUUAUAUUAAAUCAUAUUGAAGAAAUUGAAAAUGAAAUUCGAAUGAUGACAACUUUAAAUUUUGAUCACGAUGAACAUAUGCAUUCGUCAAAUAUUUAUCCAAAAGAAAAUGAAAAAAAAUUCAUUCAAGAACAAGUUAAUCAAUGGGUUGAACAAUGUUUAACAACUAAUAAAAAUAAUAAUUCAACAAAUCUUCUUCAUACUCAAUGUGAUAAUUUAUCUAAUACACUUAAAGAUUAUGUUGUAUGUGUAUGUCCAAAUGAUAAUGAUAAAGCAUCAAUUUUACCAAAAUCUCAAAAUAAAACUGAAUUAAUGACAGCAUUUUAUUUAAGUUCAAUACCAACAAUAAAACGAACAUUUUCAUUGCUUGAUCAAUCAUUACAACAAUCGAAAUCUCGAACAAUGACAAAAGAUUUCAAAUUUAUGCAUGAAUGUCCAUUUUAA